CUCUUCCCUCGCUUUGCUUGCUCGCUUUUUGUUCUCUUCUCCCUAUCGAAUUAAGGAUCUUCCUCGGUUCCGAUCCACUGCUUUCAUAAACGUUAUCCGCUAUCUUAGCGGCCCCCUAAUGCCGGCCUCACGGAUAUAGAAUGGUGAUGUUCCUUCAAAUUGUGAUGUCGGGUUGCCCGCUUUUGGUUAGCUAUUAACCUGUUCAAUGAAGCCUGUUUGGAAUAAUAUGGAAUUCAAUUCCUUUUAGAAUUGAAAUUGAAUUUCAUGCUUUGGAAUGAUUUUUUAGUUAAGAAUUAAUAUGGAAUUCAAUUCUAAUUUCAUCAAAUAAGGCAAAAGUAAAUCACACCUCUUUAUGUGUGUGAUCCGGUGAAGAGAUUAGGGAGGAGGGCAGUAUGGACAUUUGGCAGUGGUAGGUUUUUGAGAUAAAGGCAGCACUGUUCACAGAUAAAAAGAGGGGGGGUUUUCGGGUUUUGGGAGGGGCGGCCGCCAACACAAAGGAAAGUGGGGGGGGCUUUUCUUCCUCUCCAUCUGAUGCUACUCACUGACGCCGGCACCGGCUAUCGUCGCCUCUCACCUCCUCCUCGCGACGGCCAGCAGCCGAACCUCGUGCUCUCUUCGUCCUCGUCUCUCUUUUCCACACCGGCAGCGCAUCGGAGCACAGCUGUCGCCUCAUGUAGCCAUCGUUGCUGCCUUUAGUGGCCGGAGUCGCCGCCUGCGACCACCACAGUGGCCAGCAGUCGCCUCUUCCAGCGCCAGCCGCCGUCUGCAGCGGCUGCCGCUGCCUCUUUCCGCGUUUACCACUAUACAGCGGCCGUUGUCUCCUGUCCCAGCCUCUACCGCCUCUUCCGGUAGUCCUACAGCCGACUCCGGCGUCCCGACAGUCGGCUCCGAUGGUUGUACAUUUGUUAUCUCCACUGCUUUUGUCGUAGAUCCGGCCCUCAGCGGUGUUUCUGUGCAUCCGUUGUGUUUUCCGGCUAUCGAGCCGUGAUUCUUUGCUAUUUGUAUUACUGCUAUGAUGAUACAUCCAUCCGGCAGAGCCGUGACGACUCGAUCUGUAUCCGACCAGCUCACCCAUCCAUCCGAGGGCGCCCCCCUGGGCCAGGGUACGUUCUCGUACCUUCUUUGCAUUUAUUUCAAUAUUCUAUUAUUAUCCGGAUAUUUAUGCAUUUGUGGGAUUCGCCUCGAGCACCGAGGUACCAGAGACCGGGGGAACCCGGUCGCUGGAUACAGGUACAGUUGACCGGAGGAGGACUUCCGACGAUCUGGUCAACGAAGCGGACAGCUCACCACCGGGUCAUGAGGAUGCGGUCCACAUUCCAGCCAUGUCACACCCCGGCAGGCCUUUCCGCCGCCUCGCCGCCGACCGCCGCUUCCGCCUGCUGCAAUCUCAACGCCACCUCGCCGCCUCCGGCGUCUUCAUCGUCGCUCCCUUCGACCAGCAAUUGGACUUCUUCCCACUAGACAACGCAGCGGGCUUGCCACCGUCCUCGAUCGCGUACCUCAAGGAAGUCGGCGAAGCCGCCUUCCUCCUCGCUUCCUCUCGCGGCCUCCUCUUCUACCGUUACUACGGCGGCGCUAACUUCUUGGUCGUGAACCCCGCCUGCAACGAAAGGAGGAUGCUCCCUGCCCCGCUGGAAGAAUGCUCCUCGCUGCCGCUGUACAAUGGCUUGGCCGUGAAGUUCCUCGACGUCGACGACGACCACCUCAAGUGCAAAUAUCAACUCGUGUACCUACUGCCCAUAAGUUCGACAGUAUCGUCCACCCUGUACCAGCUCUGCCUCUACGACUCGGCCGCCGGAGCCUGGAUCGUGGACGACCGGCAGGUCGACUUGGGAUCGCCCUCCCUAAAUCUGAAAAAUCUAGUGUUGUUUGAGGGCUCCGUCUUCGUCUCCUCCAGCUCUGCAUCUCGCGUCGCCGCCAUCGACACCUCCACGAGGCUCGUCAACUUCUUGCCGGCGCCCGACUCCGUCUCGCAGGGGGACGAGAUCAACGUGGCGGUUUGGGAGGAGGCGGGAAAUAGACCGUGGUUGUGCCUGGUGCAUUACGAUAGACGCUCCUGCAAAUUUACAUUGUGGAGGUGGUCAGAGGGAUCGAUAUGGGUUAAGUUCAAUGAGGUGGUAGUCGAUCGCCGGCGACAUGCAAAAGCAAUAAAGUAUUUCAUCCUUCAGGACGGUGGAGCGAUGAACGGAAUGCUUCUCAUUUUCGACGGCCACAGUAGUUCAUUCGCUUACUCCUUCAAGUGGCAACAGUUUACCAAGUUGAGUACGAAGAUGAGAGAAUCCUACAGCAGAUUCAUAACCUACACAAAUUCUCUUCGGCCAUGCUAAAUGCUAAUGCUAAAUUGAUUAGGAUGCUAAUGCUAAUGCACCACUAGCA
Messenger RNA from Zingiber officinale, 2376 nucleotides. RefSeq lists its product as uncharacterized. The transcript has 2 exons. Lineage: Eukaryota; Viridiplantae; Streptophyta; Magnoliopsida; Zingiberales; Zingiberaceae. The coding region runs from base 1323 to 2327 and encodes 334 amino acids. The record is from RefSeq and is a predicted model, not a curated record.